AGAAUCAAAUAAACAUCGGACUUAUCUUGUGCGUGACAUAAAUUCAAUUACAUUCAAAUGGGCGCAUGUAAUACACUCUAAAGGUAUUCAUUAUUUCUUAAUGCAGGCAGUAUUCCGCUUACUUUCGCAUCAACGCACUCGAUUAAUGGCCAGCUUCUCGCAAGUUCUCAACCCGAUGACGGGCCAAAACACAUGGCAGGAGCGUGGCGAUGACUAUGAUUACCACCAGGAGGUGGCAAACGCUGGAUUUGGCGACAUGCUGCACGAUUGGGAACGUAACCAGAAGUACGAUGCAGCUCUACGAAAAACCAUCGCAGCAAUGCGUCAAGCCGGCAAACCAGUCCACGUGCUUGACAUUGGCACCGGCACCGGAAUUCUGUCUAUGAUGGCACUUCGAGCGGGCGCCGACACCGUAACAGCCUGUGAGGCAUUCAUGCCCAUGGCGAAUUGUGCUGCGCGAAUAUUCACAGCCAAUGCGGCGGAGCAAGUGCGACUCAUACGCAAGCGUUCCACGGAUAUUAAGAUUGGUGUGGAUAUGCCGCAUAAAGCCAAUUUGCUUGUGGCCGAGCUGCUGGAUACUGAACUGAUUGGAGAGGGUGCCAUUGGCAUUUACAAUCAUGCACACCAGCACCUGCUUACCGAGGAUGCCGUCUGCAUUCCUGCGCGUGCUACAUGCUACGCCCAAGUGGCGCAAUCUCCUUUAGCGGCUCAGUGGAACAGCCUGAAGAUAUUGGCCAACCUUGACGGCGACAUACUGUUGCGUCCGCCGGCUCAACUUGCUCAGUGUAGCGGCGAAGCGGCUCUUCAUGAUGUCCAGCUAUCCCAGUUGCCGUCCCAUUCUUUUCGAGCACUCAGCAAGCCCGUAGAGAUUUUUAAAUUUGACUUCAAGCGCAAGCAAGAGCGGAAAUUGCAGCGUGAAAACGUCUUACGUGUGGAGCUGUGUGCGCCAGGCACAAUUGAAUUAGUCUUCUACUGGUGGGAAAUUGACAUGGACAAUGAUGGUGAAAUACUGCUUAGCUGUGCUCCAUACUGGGCUCAUCCUGAACUGAUGCAACUGCAGUUAAAUUGCGUCGACAAGGAGCGACCUGUCGCCAAUGUCGUGCCUUGGCGGGAUCACUGGAUGCAGGCCAUAUACUACAUACCUAAGCCUCUACAGAUGCCUGACGCAACCGAGCCCUUCUGGCUGAGCUGCUACCACGACGAGUACUCACUGUGGUUCGAUGCGCACAAGGGUCAAGCGCCCACGAAGCCUGUGGCUCGACACAGCUGCAGCUGUGACCUGCACAUGACCUACACACGGAGUCGCAUUGGGCAGCUAAAUCAGGGUACGCGGAACAAACGCUACCUGAGCUAUUUGGAAGAGGCAUUAUUAGAUGCCAAGACGGAACCUGUCCACCUACUUGUGUUGGGCGAUGGUUGUCUGUUGGGACUCGCAGGUGCGGCAUUAGGUGCUGCAACUGUGCGUUGCCUGGAGCCGCACCGCUUCUCGCGUCGGCUGCUUGAAUCCAUCACCAAGCACAACCAGCUCACGAAUGUUACGUUUCUGGAUAGUAUAAAAGAAUUAGAAGCCAAGGAUCUGGCCAACUUGACACAUAUUUUUGCCGAGCCUUACUUUCUCAAUGCUAUUUUACCCUGGGAUAACUUUUACUUUGGCACAUUGUUACUUCAGCUAUUGGAGAAGCUGCCGCCUGCAGUGAAAAUAUCACCAUGCGCAGCUCGCAUUUAUGCUCUGCCUGUGGAAUUUCUCGAUCUGCACAAGAUACGUGCACCCAUCGUUAGUUGUGAAGGUUUCGAUCUGAAACUCUUCGAUAACAUGGUGCAGCAAUCGGCGGAGGAGGCGCUUUCGUUAGUGGAGCCGCAGCCCCUUUGGGAAUAUCCAUGUCGUGCUCUUGCCCAGCCACAAGAAAUCCUCAGCAUUGACUUUGCCAACUUUGGCUUGGAACAACAGAAACAGGGUCAACUGGCUCUGUCGGCAGCUGGCCCGUGCAACGGGAUUGCAUUGUGGGUAGAUUGGCAACUGGUUGCCAACAACAGUCCAAAAUCCGUCGUAAGCACGGGACCUAUUGAGCCAGUUAAACCCGGUGAAUUUGUCAAAUGGGACAUGUUUGUCCGCCAAGGAGUGCACUUCAUCAAUCAAACUGAAUCAACGACCACAGAUGGUAAAAAACGUUUAGAAUGGAGCACCACCUUCAAGCCUCUUUUGGGAGAUCUGAGCUUUACAUUUUCGCUUAAUGCCAUCCAUGAAAAAAAAGAAUAAACACAUAAGUUUAUAUUCUGCUUACAAAUCUGCCUCAGAGGGACUUGAGCUUUAACGAUUUCGCUAAAAGCGUUCAUUAGGAAAAAUUAAAUAAAAAUAUCUGCUUCAGAAUUAAGUCUAAA
Drosophila albomicans is the source of this 2379-nucleotide messenger RNA. It is a transcript of the gene Art7, whose product is annotated as protein arginine N-methyltransferase 7. The record is from RefSeq and is a predicted model, not a curated record. The transcript is spliced from 3 exons. The coding region runs from base 101 to 2257 and encodes 718 amino acids. Gene Ontology annotation, molecular function: protein-arginine omega-N monomethyltransferase activity. Lineage: Eukaryota; Metazoa; Arthropoda; Insecta; Diptera; Drosophilidae. Gene Ontology annotation, biological process: peptidyl-arginine methylation.